Messenger RNA from Hypoxylon trugodes, 847 nucleotides. RefSeq lists its product as uncharacterized. Bases 158 to 595 code for a protein of 145 amino acids. The record is from RefSeq and is a predicted model, not a curated record. Lineage: Eukaryota; Fungi; Ascomycota; Sordariomycetes; Xylariales; Hypoxylaceae. The transcript has 4 exons.
CAAAUAACCAGCCCCAAGCGUCCAAGCACCUUCAAGCAAACCAACAACCAUUGCAUUACCACAGCUUGACCUUAACUUGAAGCAGAACAGAAACGUAAUAUCUUCAAGCACAAAUACCCAACAAGUAGUCGGUUAUCCACUACGAAAAACAUUAAUUAUGGCUCCCAAGAAUGAUGCAAAUGAGGGUGGAAACCCCACCGGAUUUGAUCACAAGUUCUUCUACACUCUAUCCAAGCAUCUUCCGAGGAGCGUAGAAGUGGACUGGGCUGCAUUUACCGCUGAGAUGGAGUAUCGCGACGUAUCGACUGCCAAAAUGAGAUUCGGCCAGGUUCGAAAGAAGUUUGGUGUUGGCCAUCCCACGGGUACCCCUUCGCAGUCUCCUUCCAAGAUCACCAAGGCUCCAAGGAGUAAGAAGGUCAAGGGUGGCGCGAAAGGCCGCCCCAAGAAGAUUGCAAGCAGCGACGAUGAUGACUUUGACGUUAAGGGGGUCAAGAAGGACUCGGAUGACGAGGUCAAAAAUGCGCUCAAGAGCGAGAGUGAGACCGAUAGUUCCCACGGCAAAAUGAAGCGCCAUGGUGUUUCCGCCACUGUCUAACUUAUCACCUGAGUUUGAGGGAUCAAGGUUGAGAAGGGAUUUGGGACGAAUGAUUACGAUUGCGCUUAUUUUCAAUUUUUUUUCCUUUCAUGUCAGAUAACACAACGUCCUACCACGAUGAUUUCGAGCUUUUAAGCUCUAUGAUAGAUAUGGGUCUUCUUUAAAGGGCAGCUAAUGAUCAUUUACACGAUGAAUUAAUGGUAUCAUAUAUCAAAUAUCGGAUAUGCCCCUACACCUGAAAAUAACAACCUC